This is a messenger RNA of Pseudoliparis swirei, 2134 nucleotides long. Its product is annotated as ribose-phosphate pyrophosphokinase 2. The coding region runs from base 180 to 1136 and encodes 318 amino acids. The transcript has 7 exons. Gene Ontology annotation, biological process: 5-phosphoribose 1-diphosphate biosynthetic process; purine nucleotide biosynthetic process. Gene Ontology annotation, molecular function: magnesium ion binding; ribose phosphate diphosphokinase activity. NCBI's taxonomy places the organism in Eukaryota, Metazoa, Chordata, Actinopteri, Perciformes, Liparidae. Gene Ontology annotation, cellular component: cytoplasm; ribose phosphate diphosphokinase complex. The record is from RefSeq and is a predicted model, not a curated record.
GCCCCAGCGCUGCACCACUGCGCUGCCACGGCUGCAGCAUUAGCACGCUAUUUCGCACCCAUUUUCACAAUUCGCCUUAAGUCGGGCGACCCGUCGGUUAUUCUUUACUCUCCUUCCCUUUUUUCUUAACCGUGCUGAAAGCGGGAGGUUGUUUUUGUUGUUUUCCUUCCUUCCCCGACAUGCCGAACAUCGUGCUUUUUAGCGGGAGCUCGCACCACGAUCUGUCCCAGAAAGUGGCCGAUCGGCUCGGACUGGAGCUGGGGAAAGUCGUCACGAAAAAAUUCAGCAACCAGGAGACAUGUGUGGAAAUCGGGGAGAGCGUGCGCGGCGAGGACGUGUACAUCGUGCAGAGCGGCUGCGGGGAAAUCAACGACAACCUGAUGGAGCUGCUCAUCAUGAUAAACGCGUGUAAGAUCGCCUCCUCGUCCCGCGUCACGGCCGUCAUCCCCUGCUUCCCCUACGCCCGGCAGGACAAAAAGGACAAGAGUCGAGCGCCCAUAUCAGCCAAGCUGGUGGCAAACAUGUUGUCUGUCGCCGGGGCCGACCACAUCAUCACCAUGGAUCUACACGCGUCUCAGAUCCAGGGUUUCUUCGACAUUGCCGUAGACAACCUUUACGCAGAGCCCGCCGUGCUCCAAUGGAUACGGGAAAAUAUCCCAGAAUGGAAAAACUGCAUUGUCGUGUCUCCGGAUGCCGGUGGAGCAAAACGCGUGACGUCCAUCGCCGACCGGCUGAACGUGGACUUUGCUCUCAUCCACAAAGAGAGGAAGAAGGCCAACGAAGUGGACCGCAUGGUGCUGGUCGGUGACGUCAAGGACCGCGUUGCCAUCCUGGUGGACGACAUGGCCGACACCUGUGGAACCAUCUGCCACGCCGCCGACAAGCUGAUCGACGCUGGCGCGGUGAAGGUCUACGCCAUCCUCACACACGGCAUCUUCUCCGGUCCGGCCAUCUCGCGCAUCAACAGCGCCCCAUUCGAGGCCGUGGUGGUGACCAACACCAUCCCACAGGAAGAGAAGAUGAAGGCGUGCCCAAAAAUACAGGUCAUCGACAUCGCCAUCAUCCUGGCGGAGGCGAUCAGGAGAACCCACAACGGCGAGUCUGUGUCCUACCUCUUCAGCCACGUACCCUUGUAAAGAACGAGGGUAUCCUCCGUCCCUCCCCCUCCCUGUUGGGCCACUCGGCUGGCCCUCUUUGCCACAUAUCCUCCAGAAUAAAGGCCUGAUGGUUUUUUACCAACCCCGUGUGACUACUUAAAGGUCACGCCCUCACAUUAUCUUUGACAUUGUCACCCAGGAGACGACGUGAAAUAUUUCAUUCUCAGAAGACCAAGUUUCUAUUUAUGAGUAUCUUUUUCUUCCUAUGUUUCGGUCCGGCCGGCCUUGGUCCCCCGAGGCUUGGCCUUCACUUUAACCAAAGGCUCCACUUUGUAAACAUGUUUUUGUACCUCAUAACAAUGAACUCACUUGAAAUGAAGCAUUCCAUGAUGUCAUUCGACAAGCAUUAUGUUGGCCUGCUACACAAUUAUAUAAACGGGUAAUGAAAUGGCACCUUUCCCUCCCUCAGUGUUGCUGUAACAGCUGCUACAAGUAUUAACAUAAUAUAGCCUAACCCUUUACUAGCUAUAUUGAUUGUAAUAGUUCAUGAUUUGUCAGUUUAAAGCUGCACCACUAGUGUGUUGAUCUGACCAAACGAGAGUAAAAUUAUAACUUUUAAUUUUGUGAGACGCUGAGGCGUCUGACCUCGGCCGUGUAACUUCUGCUGCCCCCAGUGGCGGCUCGUCUGCAUGACGGCCCUUUUUAUGUUCAUUGUGCUAUAAUACUAAUAGAUUUAGAGGCAUCUUUAUAAACUCCUGACAGGUCUGUUGAUGGGUGUCUGAUUCGAGUUGUAGGUGGGUGUUUCACCCAUUGUUCCAAAAGGUCAUGAAAACAAAUUGAGCCCGAAGCUUCUUAAAGUGUCAUGAUAUAUAUUGUCAUUGUGGCUGUAAUGGGUCACUUAAUUCCAAUGAGGCAGGUUUAACUGUUUGCCUGCAGGUGGAUAAAAAAAAAAGGUUGGUGGAAAAAGCGUGAUUCCAUUUUGUUUUAUAUGCAACACUUUGAGCCAUUUCUUUGACAAUAAAGCUUUUGACAAUGUA